This is a messenger RNA of Exophiala viscosa, 2098 nucleotides long. RefSeq lists its product as uncharacterized. Lineage: Eukaryota; Fungi; Ascomycota; Eurotiomycetes; Chaetothyriales; Herpotrichiellaceae. The record is from RefSeq and is a predicted model, not a curated record. The coding region runs from base 245 to 1957 and encodes 570 amino acids. The transcript has a single exon.
CGAAGUUGAGCAGUUCCGGUAGGAAAGACCAGUCGCUACCAAAUUCUGAAGAAGAAAUGAUGACUUAGUCGCACUUCCUCUUACCAUGUGUCCAGUUCACGCUCUGCCUUUUUGCUCAGUCCUGAAACACUCUCAGUCCGGCCUCAAUGUAUCCCUAUGGCCAUACUCACUGUUUGAUAGACCAGCAGAUCACUUAGUCCAGUCAUUCGUUACAGGAAGAUCACCUCGUUGACAUGCCGGAAGAAUGGCAUCUGCGGGACCUCAGCGCCCUACCGCAACCACCACCAGUCCUUUGCAUCAGAUCAACAAGGAGAACACAUCACCUCGGUCUUCUCAUGGUAGCCACGAUGAACCACCCCAAAAGACACUUCGAAGAUCAAAGUCACUACGCUUGUUGAGGAGGAACGUUGCUUCCUCCGACAGCCCUCCAGAUGAUGACUCCAUAUACAAUGCGGAAAGAGUUGGUUCGAGUGAGGAUCUUGCUUGGGGAGAGGAGCCACAAUCAGAGAAUACACCAGAUGCUUUAGCAAUAUUUCCUCUUCCUUUGUCCUCUGCCAGUCCUCCAAAUGGAACCACGAUCUCACACAGCCGAUGGCCCGCGCCACAGCUCAACACGAUUCUCGAGGCGAAUAGCGUCUCUUCUCUUCGUACUUCACGCUCGUUUCCACGAUUGAAAGCGAGUCCGGGACGAACAUCACGAAUCGUCCACCCACAGUCAUCUAUCAAUUCAAUUCAUCCUAAGCAAGCACCCCCGUCUUCGAAACAAAUCUUAACGUCAAGUCACGGGUAUCGACGUCGCUCGUUAUCUCUCAAUGACUUGGACUGCAUCUUGGCAUUGUCAACGCGGAAAAGUCGCUCACCACAAUCGUCUUCUUCCGAUGACGCCCUGGAACAAUCAGCACGGGUUCCAUCUUUCCCGAACAAGCCAGUGGAACCUCCGCCAUACAGAAUUCCAACCCCUCCGGGGCUGCCGCCCUUCGGAUCACAACAAGCGACAGAGUACCGCCUGCGCCCACUGAACCACAGAUCUCUCUGGAACCGUUUGUGGCACGACAGUCACGAUGAGAGUGAUGAGCAACGGGCACCCAGUCCACGAUCUAUCGGCUCGUCCUCACCAAUCCCUCCGAGUCAAUCGGCAAGUCCAUCCGGUGAAAUUUUCAAAAGGACAUUGGCCAUGAUAGGGAUGUCCAGGGUGGUCUCCCCACCACCUUCAUCGGCUGGACCAUCCAGGGCGCCGCUACCCCCAGGAGUCUACACUUCGAAUAUACCCGGGCCACUAGCUCGCGCCGAUGAUGGUACAUAUAUGAGAGGCCGAUUCGGUCCUCGAACCAGUGGACACGGUAUAGGUUCGAGGAACCUGGAGUCCCAUCCUUUGGCUCAGCUACACUCUAUUGAUAACACAAUCAGAGAAAUUGACAAAGCAUGCGAGAGAGGAGACAUCCAGCAGGCACUUGCUGGAAGCCUCGAAAGCGAAACAGGCCCUGGUGAUACAAGCCAUGCUCAGAGGAAUGCUCCAAGGGGUGAAGCAAGUCCGCGAUCGCGACGGUCUUCUCGAGAAGAUAGGGACGCAUAUCAUUCGGGCCAAAGUCCGCCGCUGUUCUCAAGUCCUUCUAUGCCCGCAUCAGAAAUCGACAUUCCAAGCUCGGCUCAAAGAGAAUUCCGAAACAUCAAUCUGUCACACCGACCUAGAGUUGCUCAACUUAGAUCACCGACGGACUCUACCAUGAUGCGGUAUGGCCCUGAUUAUACCCCGACGACGGUUGUAUCUCUCCGAAGUCUCGGUAGUCACAUGAGUGGUAUUCCGGAGGAUGGACGGCCGAGUGAGACUAGCGAGACCUCGUCGGACGAGCAAAGAGACCAGAUGAGGACGGCCUGGAAUCAAAUGUGGUCCGCCUUUGAUGACUGCUGUCGUGUCUUUUGGCGUGGAAGUUGGUGUAAUCGGGAUUCACCAGACUAAUGACAUGGGCUGCGGUAGAAACCCCCAGUAUCCGUAGCAUCCAGGCGGAUUCUGUACAUGAGAAUCGUCGCUUCAAUGACAUUCACGCCGAGCUGCUCCUGGAGGGUUCGUCCUCACAAAAUAACCAGCCUGAUGUGUAUG